AGCAUCGGCAUCGCUCAUCACGGCUUCGCCGCUCCUCGACGGUCCACACCCGCCAAGAUGGAUACAGUGGCUCAAUCAAAGAGCUCGCAGCCAUAUACUCGUCACCUGCUACAGUUCACGCCGCCGUCUCACAAAGUCCCUCUAUCCUUCGUCUUCCUUGUGCUCCUCCUGGUACGACUGUCAGCGGCUCUCUUCUCGCUCAUCUCGGACUGCGACGAGACCUACAACUACUGGGAAGCAUUGCAUCUGGUCCUGUUUGGGCAGGAUGGCAGUACUGCUACCAAAAGCUUCAAGACUUGGGAAUAUGACCCCAACUUCGCCAUUCGCAGCUGGGCUUAUAUUCUGCCUCACGCUGCAGUCGGCUGGCUAGUCAAGAACCUUGGGGCUAGCAAGCUUCAAGUCUUCUAUGGCAUACGCACUUCACUAGCAUUUCUCUCUGCCUUUGUUGAGGCACGCUUCGUUAGCACGGUGGCUGACGCGAUCAACCCGCGGUGCGCCUGCUUCCUCUUGUGCAUGCUGGCUUGUAACGCUGGCUUGUGGUCUGCAAGCGUAGCUUUACUGCCUUCGAGCUUCACGCUCUAUACGACGACACUUGCGCUCUCGUACGCUAUACAGCCAACUAGAUCCUCAUCCGAAACAUGUCCCACCAGUCGGUCUCUCCCUUUCACAGACAGGAAUCGGCUUCUCAAGGCAACUGCGAGCUUCGCACUGGGUGCGCUCCUCGGCUGGCCUUUCGCAAUUGUGUUGUCUUUCCCAUUCGUACUGGAAGAGAUUCUCAUCCCAAGCGGCAACCUCGUGCGAGGGAGCCAAAUUGGCUCCUUCGUAGUAGGCCGGAUCUUGUCCUUUGCAAAGGCUGCCCUCACGGCCUCUGUACUGGCAGUCCCUAUUCUGCUCAUCGACUCCCUCUUCUACGGCAAGGCGGUUCUCGUUCCGCUGAAUAUAAUUAUCUACAACAUCAUGUCGACAAAGAGAGGAGCGGGCCCUGAGCUAUAUGGAGUAGAACCUCCUACCUUUUACCUGGCUAAUUUAGCUCUGAAUGCUGGCCCAGUCAUACUCCUACUAGCGCUUGCCGCAAUACCCCUCUUAGCGGCGACCAGACUGCUCGACUCACGGCGCCUGUUGGGAGCAGAAGAGGGCAGCAAGGACCACAAGGAGAGCUCGUCAUCAGCAUUGAUAGGAUCGACAAGACUGACACUGCUCCUCUUCCGCAUGGCGCCCUUCUACCUCUGGCUCGGUCUCCUGAGCUCUCAACCUCACAAGGAGGAGCGCUUCAUGUUCCCAGCGUACACCGCUAUGUGUCUCAACGCGGCUGUCGGGCUAGAGCUCGGCGUGGGUCUAGCAGAGAGAGCGAUGCUUUGGCUGUCCUCUCAGACAUCCGAGCAGAAGACAACUCCUCCUGCUCGCCUCCUCUACUUUCCGAGCUUGGCGUCCCUGGUGGUCCUGCUGAUUUCCUCUGUCUUUGCGCUUCUGCGGAUAGGCGCAAGCAUCUCUGCUUACCAUGCACCGUUCACAGUACUCUCCCCGCUCUCGGCAGAGGGAAGCAGGAAGGAGAUUACAAGCCUCUUCCCCUCUACAUCAUCCGUGCAAAAUGACGAAGGCUUGACUAUUUGCUACGGCAAAGAAUGGUACCGUUUCCCAAACAGCCUCUUUCUCCCACAAGAAGUCAGCGGAGCAUUCAUCAAGAGCGAAUUCGACGGCAUCCUCCCCAAGCAUUUCGAACAGUCCGAAAAGGAAUCCUCUCCACGAGAAAAUCCAUUGCCGCUUCUCCUCUACGGGCUGGAUGUUUUCACGCCCUACAUUUCCUCUUCGCUUCCUCCCCUGCUUGAAAUGACGCGCAAUCAGCAGACAGGGUUUAAUGAUUUGAAUCAGGAGGAGUGGGACCGAUACGUCUCUCCAGAGACGCAAUGUCACCUCUUGGUAGACUCGGACGAUUCAGCAUACAAUUUUGCAAGCAUCCCGCCCAAGUACGAGCCGAGAUAUGUGCAGGACAGGAAGAAUUGGCAGAAGAUCAAGUGCGAGCGCUUCCUCGACUCCGAGGCAACCAAGAGCUCUCCGGCUCCGGGCGGAUCGAUUGGCAAGGUGAAGACGACAAUUGCGAGGCUGCUUUGGACGCCGAAGAGUUGGAGAAGCGGGCUGAAGUACAGAGACUACUGUCUGCUAGCGAAUAAAAGGUUGAUGAAGGACGCAGCCGAGGUAGGAGUGGAUGUAUAGAUGCAUAGAUGAACAUGUGUGAGAAGUGGGGUAUGUAGUUACAAUAUCAACAAGUCUUCUCCUACC
This is a messenger RNA of Microstroma glucosiphilum, 2277 nucleotides long. RefSeq lists its product as hypothetical. Gene Ontology annotation, biological process: protein N-linked glycosylation. The coding region runs from base 58 to 2211 and encodes 717 amino acids. The transcript has a single exon. Gene Ontology annotation, cellular component: endoplasmic reticulum membrane. The record is from RefSeq and is a predicted model, not a curated record. Gene Ontology annotation, molecular function: alpha-1,2-mannosyltransferase activity. NCBI's taxonomy places the organism in Eukaryota, Fungi, Basidiomycota, Exobasidiomycetes, Microstromatales, Microstromataceae.